AUGGUCGUGUACCAAAACUUGAUAGCUACUGUUGGAAUUCUCGUGGGACUAUUUGCUAGUGGUGAAUGGAAAGAUAUAAAGGGGGAAAUGGGGAGUUUUGAAUCUGGAAGGGUUUCAUACAUAAUGAAUAUUGUGGGGACAGCUGUCUCAUGGCAAGUUUUCUCGAUUGGUUAUGUGGGUUUGAUCUUUGAAGUUUCAUCUCUUUUCUCGAAUGUUAUUACCACUUUAAGUAUCCCAAUUGUGCCUGUUUUGGCCGUAAUGUUUUUUGAUGAAAAAAUGAAUGGAGUGAAGGUGAUUUCCAUGUUGUUAGCGAUAUGGGGAUUUCUCUCUUAUAUUUAUCAACAUUAUCUUGAUGACUUGAAGGAAAAGGAAAGUGCUAGACUUCUUAACUGGUUUUCCCUUCCGCAUUGCACCUUGUUAUCAGAAAAGGAAGAGAGAAGCUUAACUGCCUUCCCUUUCCUUCUCUCCGGCCCCCUCAAUUUUCCAGAAACAAAGCUUUCGCAGGAAAUCGACCCUCAUUACUGCCUUACCCAUCCUGUUCGCUCACCUGUUCCAUGGUUGACGACCACGUUAUACCCACCGACGAUCUCCCUCGUCGCUAUCAAUCGACGUUGGAGCACCGGGAUUAGCCGCCUGCGAGCCUUCUUCCCUUCCCCUCGCGAAUCACCAUCCACUGUCGAGCCACACCCCUCAAUCGAAAUGUUAAUUAAGAUUUCUUACGAUUCUUCAUUUUCUUCGGUCCCAUCAAGCGCCGGAGGCGCUUCAACUUCUUCACGAUCGGUCAUCAAUCGGAGGCUAAUGUUUGAUUUCAUUCAUGUUUCCUUCGUGUUUACUGUGGUUCAUUCGCAUUCAUAUCACCCGAUCAAACAUCGAACACGGGCACAAAAAGCCCUUUCCCUUUUAUCCAUCUAG
Lactuca saligna is the source of this 912-nucleotide messenger RNA. The record is from the annotation of a GenBank genome assembly. NCBI's taxonomy places the organism in Eukaryota, Viridiplantae, Streptophyta, Magnoliopsida, Asterales, Asteraceae.